This is a messenger RNA of Naumovozyma dairenensis CBS 421, 1188 nucleotides long. It is a transcript of the gene UPA2, whose product is annotated as putative methyltransferase. Lineage: Eukaryota; Fungi; Ascomycota; Saccharomycetes; Saccharomycetales; Saccharomycetaceae. The transcript has a single exon. The record is from RefSeq and is a predicted model, not a curated record. The coding region runs from base 1 to 1188 and encodes 395 amino acids.
AUGCCUCCUAAAAGAAAAACUUCAGUUGAAAAUCAAGGUGAUAUAUCAACAUCCUCUACAAACAAACCGUUAAAGAAGAAAACCAAGCAUGGUAAACAAGGACAAGGACAGGCAAUUAAAGCUAAAAAGAAUAACGUAAAGAAGACAAUCAAGGUAUUAUCCAAGACUUUAAAUUACUCUCUAUGUAUACCAACAAGUGUCAUUUCAAAUUGUACCAAUUUGGAACAAAUAACCUACACCAUUUACCAAAUUGCUAAAGCUGCUACAUUUUUCAAUGCAGGUGAAAUUAUCAUCCUGGAUCUUACUUCACCACCUAACACUGAUGAUACACAACUGAAGACAAAGAAAAAAAGCACCACCAAAUUAUCUGAUUCCAUGUUAAUUGCGUCAUUAUUACAAUAUUUUGUCACACCGCCAUAUCUAGUAAAUUCAGUGUUCAAGAAACAAUAUAGACAAUAUUUCCACGAAGCUUCUAAAUUACCAAGAUUAUCUGCCUUACCAUUUAUGAGAUAUCUAGACCAUGGAGAAGGAAAUGACAAUCAUCGUUAUAGAGAAGGACUUGCAAUUAGAAUGACAAAACCAGGGAAAAUCUCCACAUCAAAUAAGAAAGAAUUCAAACAAACUAAAUUCAUUAAUAUAGGUAAAGAUAUCAAUUUAGAAUUAAAAUCUCAAUUGGUACCAAUCAACGUCAGAGUCACCGUGGAUACUAUAGAGAAAAGAGUUGUUUCACCAGAAGAAGCGUACGGAGAUUUCGUGGGAGCUCAAGCUUCAUAUGGCUAUCAUGUUAGAAUUGCUAAAUCAUUUGGUGAUAUUUUCACUCACUGUGCCUUCCGUAAUGGAUAUUCACAAUCUGUGUGGAUCAAUAGUGGUGAUUAUUAUUAUAAUGAAUCAUUAAAGAAAUACAUGAAAAUUGAUUCUAAAAUACCAACAAUUUCUAAAAUCAUUACAGGGUCCGCUACGGAAGACGCCACUAAGAAAGUCGAUGCUGCAAACUUGUUAAUGGUUUAUGGUAAGUGGGAUCAUAUUAAACAAAGUUUCAACGCGUCAAAGGAUCAAUUUGAAGGUUGUGAAGGUGCGCAAGAUUUCUUCGAUGGACAAUUUGAAUUACCAGGAAUGGUACCUCAAGGGAAUGUUCCAAUACAGGAUGCAUGUAUGAUUUCAUUGUCUUCCAUACAGGCGCUUAUAUAG